AUGUCUGCGGACCCACAAGCAGUCCCUCGAGCCACCUCUGCCAGCACACGUGAGGGUUCGGAUUCAGAUCAGUUUGUGGCCUCCAGUCUGCCAAACCCGCCCAUCUUCCGGACCGUGAACGGAGUGCCCCAGCUAUCGCGCAAGUUUGUUGCUCGUCGCAUUUCUGAGGGCGAGACGGGCCGCCUCAAGGAGGAGCUCAAGUGCCAAGCCUGUGGCAAAGGCUACAAGCACGUUUCUUCGCUAGCAAAGCAUUUGUGGGAGCAUACUCCCGAAUGGAGCAUGACGUCCAAGCUCUUGAUCUCUAAGCACCAGCAAGUCCAGCUUCUUGAGGCGGCGUCUAUUCUCGUCAGUAUGAACGAGGAAGACGAAAAAUCGGACGAAGAAACAGCAACCCCAGCGGCGCCAGUUGCUGGCUCCGCUACCGCCACCUCGAGCCAAAAUGUCUCUUUGUUGACUCCUGGCCCCGAGGAUUCCCCCAGCCCCGUGGAAAUUGCCCCGACCACUCCUCACAAAGAUAUCCCACUUACUACAGCGCGUUCGAUCUCUAAGACCAGUAUUCUGGCGACAAAGGGACGCGGUAGACGUGUCUCUUUAAGUUCUAGUCUUGGUACAUCCCCGGCUGUUGCAUCGACGCUGAUUAGCAUGGCUGCUCAGGCGUCGCCCUUCCCAGAAUCCGUAGUCAAGGACUGGGAGCGUAACCCUCCGCACAACCGUGCGCGCGCUGGCUCCAUGGCUACACGGCAUAAUGACGAUGAUGAUGAUGAUGAUCUCCAAGAACCAAGUAACCGUGAAUCUCCGCCCAGUGGAGGUGAUGUCUUUGGUGACAUGGAUGAAUAG
Molecule: messenger RNA, 837 nt
Organism: Wickerhamiella sorbophila
Lineage: Eukaryota; Fungi; Ascomycota; Dipodascomycetes; Dipodascales; Trichomonascaceae
Exons: 1
Coding region: 1-837 (278 amino acids)
Source: RefSeq, a predicted model, not a curated record